Molecule: messenger RNA, 849 nt
Organism: Penicillium coprophilum
Lineage: Eukaryota; Fungi; Ascomycota; Eurotiomycetes; Eurotiales; Aspergillaceae
Product: Major intrinsic protein
Exons: 2
Coding region: 1-849 (282 amino acids)
Biological process (GO): glycerol transmembrane transport; water transport
Cellular component (GO): plasma membrane
Molecular function (GO): water channel activity; glycerol channel activity
Source: RefSeq, a predicted model, not a curated record
AUGGAAAUGAUUCCUCGUCGGAUAGCACUGAAGCCAUAUGCGGCCGAGUUUCUCGGUACUGCCCUUCUGAUUGUCAUUGGAGAUGGGGUCGUCGCACAAUGUCUGCUGUCUGAGUACCAAUACGGCACCUGGCUCUCAAUCAAUAUCGCCUGGGCCUCUGCUGUGUGUCUCUCUGGCUAUCUAGCUGAUCCCAGCCCGUCCAUCAACCCGGCCGUAACUAUUUGCACGGCUCUUGUGCGUCCAUCUGAGGGACAAUGGAAGAAGCUCCCAGGCAAGCUAGUCGCUCAGUUCCUCGGCGGGUUUGUCGGCGCUGCUAUCGUAUACAUCAACUACCGAUCGGCGAUCAAAGCUUGGGAUCCCGAAUACACCAUUCCUGGAGGAUCAAUCCUGAGCCCGGUCGGCCACCAUUCAGCGGGCAUAUUCUCGACCUACCCAGGUGCCUACUUUGAGUCGAAUUGGGAGGCUGUAUUUUCCGAGGUACUGGGCUCAGCUGUGUUGAUGUUUGGCUGCCUCAGCAUCUCCGAUCCAGCCAAUGCCCGUCGAUACCCUGCUCCACAGAUCGCUGUCUUUUUGCUGCUGCUUAUGAUCGGAGCUGCUUUGGGCUGGCAGACUGGCUAUGCUCUUAACCCAGCUAGAGACUUUGGCCCGAGACUGUUCUCGGCUAUCAUCUACGGCCGAGAGGUCUUUACAGCGGCCAACUACUACUUUGUUGUUCCCCUCUUCGCCCCUAUCAUCGGCUGUGUGAUAGGUGCGGCGACUUACGACGGUUUGCUUUUCGAGGGUGAAGGAUCGCGCAUUGCCGAUGCGAUCGGAAAGGUUGAGGCUUAUGAUUAUCAUCGCCUGGAGUGA